Soboliphyme baturini is the source of this 2163-nucleotide messenger RNA. The record is from the annotation of a GenBank genome assembly. NCBI's taxonomy places the organism in Eukaryota, Metazoa, Nematoda, Enoplea, Dioctophymatida, Soboliphymatidae.
AUGCUAAAUGCUUGUCGUCCUUUAGUAACGUCAGAUGAAAACAUUGGCAUCGCCGUGCAGCACGUGUCCUCCGAGCAAGACGCGGACCUGUCGAAGCGUUCGAAAGUUGGCAGCCUGUCGACCAACCAGGAGUACUUUUCUGAGAUGAAGGAAAGCAGCGCGUUUAGCUUCGACCAGUCGACCAUCGACGAGUACCAUAACGACGGCUUCGUGUCUCGUAAUUCGGAAGACGCUGAACUCUGCCCACAACAGGACACAGACGGACAGACCUCUGGCUCUCAAGCGACACUUGCCAAAAAGGAAGAGAUCAUCAAAGCGCUCACUCAGGAAGUGAAGUUCAAUGCGAAACUGAAGAAGUUGUACCACGCUAAGCAGUCGGUGCCUCUAGGAACGAUGAACCUCUUGAAAGAUCUGGAAAGCCAUAUUCAAAAUCUGGAAAACCAGUUGAAGGACGUGAAGUCAGAAAAUUAUCGCAUUCAGCAAACAGCGCUGGACGUCGAAUCGAAACAACAGAACAUAAACAAGAAAUACCUGAGCAUCAUCGAGGCUCUGCAGAUGGCCAACUAUCACCUGAAUCAGACCCACUGGUCAGAAAGACAAAAAGGAAUAUUCGACUUCGAGAAGUACAUGAAUCUUCAAGAGGGCUACCAGGCGCUGUACAGCUUCACGAUGAAACUCGUGCGAAAGUUACAUGCAGUGAGAAAGAAACUGCUGGAAAAGCACUUUGCAAUUUCAAACACUUCUACGGAACUGCUGCAGACUCAAAUCUCACUGCUACUUGCCCAUGCUAGGUUCGAGAGGCAAAAGAUCGAACUCGAACAAAGCAACAAAUUGCACGCCGAUGUUCGUCGUUCUCUGUCUUAUUCCGGGCAGGAUUUACUAAAUCGUACCGUAAAUCCACAGCUGUCGUUCUAUUUGCCAUUUAAACUUUACGGCUCAAGAAUGGUCAAGACAGAGGCCGACGAAUCCGACCUGACGCUUUACGUCAACGAUGACCUUCUCGAAUCAGAAUUUAUGGAGUUCAUCGAAUCAAUAAAAAAAAUGUCAGGUCAUGAAGGUGAGUCUUCGGGGUUGAAAAGUCAGAAGAGAUCGCCUACGGCUGGUAGACAAUCUAACAGCAGCAUUGGUGACUUCCGCAGAAGCUGGAUUUCGGCCUCUGGCUGUCAACGUGAGAAUUCAGGGGACAGAGGUGUAUCCUUGGGUGUUCGAAAUCUCGAAGGACUGGCGGACAUUGGAGAGCGGUCCUCGCAAUCGUCGCUUUCCUCAGCAACGUACAAAGAAAUCCAAACGAGCGCAAACCAGCGUCGACGGGAGCCCGUUCCCUUGUCGUCGGUUACUAGACUGAGCAGACAGAAGAACCCGUCGCUGAUACGUCUCGCUGACGCUGGCCAUGUGCGCACGAUGAAGGCGACGUUCGAGAAGCCGGAUUUGUUGACAACUACUGUGAAGCAUUUCGAGACACCUACUUCCUUGGUGUACGGUAUGAGGUGCCAACGUGACCUCAGACCGGGAGUCAAGAAUCUUUCGCUGCCCCGUCGUCAUGACAUUUACUACAAGCCUCAAAAUUCGUUUUCUACAAGAGGAGAGGAAGAAGAAGUGGACAAGGGAAAAUCUGAAGACCGAAGAAAAACGUUCCUUGGUCUAGAAAGUGAGCAAAUCACCACCAAGGCUGUUGUCGCCAAAGACAGUUCAGAUGAUAAGAGCAAGUGCGUGGGCUUAAGAGAGCCUGACGAGACAAAACAGACAGCCAGCUGUACACCGGAAAGCAGUGGCUCGAAUAUUUUCAGUAUCAGCUUCACCAGUGACGAUUUGAUCGUGGACCCUCAAUCCACUGGUAGCGACAUGAAGCCGAUCGGCAGCCAACCGCUUUUGUCAGAACCGAAAAUGAAUAGUAAUUUGGACACGCAUGAAAAUGGCCACGAUCCUGCUUCACACGAUGUCAAGAACGAGGCAGACGGACAGAGAGACACGUCCAAGACACCUGAAUCUUCCAACUUGCCAAGAUUGAAGCCGUCCCUGCUAUGUGGCAAGAAGGAACACCGAGAACAUUCUUCCACGCUGCUCAAAGCAUUCAACAGAGAGCAUGUGACAAACGUCUUAAAGCCUGUCGAUCCUUGUCACAAGCGGACCUCCUGGCUAUCGAAACUGCGUUCUCGGAAGUGA